Porites evermanni is the source of this 6090-nucleotide messenger RNA. The record is from the annotation of a GenBank genome assembly. NCBI's taxonomy places the organism in Eukaryota, Metazoa, Cnidaria, Anthozoa, Scleractinia, Poritidae.
AUGCCUGGAUAUGAGUUAUCUUCCGCGGACCGAUUAGUAAUCGACAAAAAAAAUUUAUGCCCUAAAUGUGAGGGCCUUCUUAGAGAAGCUAUGCAAACAAUAGCAUGUGGUCAUACGUACUGCAAGUCAUGCGUGGAAACGAUUCUUUGGUAAGUACGUCGUGUACGUCGUCAUUGUCCUAGACAGCUGAAAUAUCCUUAGCCUACCUCUUAAAGUAAGUAGUUAACCGUAGACAAAAGCUGAUAAAUGACUGGUAUAAUGCAAAAAGCUACGAUCGCUGUCGAUAGCUGCGUGGCUAAUGUGGUGCAGAUAAAUGGUAACUGUACUUCAAGCCCCUGGUUGUUCAAAAAGGUGGAUAAUGCUAUCCACUGGAUAAAUCACUUUCCAGUGGAGAAAGCAUUAAGUUUCUCUAAUACUUAUCCAGUGGACAGUGAUCUAUCCGGUGGAUAGCGUUAUCCAACGUUUGAUGAACUGGGACAGAUGAUAAUAAAUUUACUACAGUUAACUGGCAAACAAAAAUCAGAUAAAUACCCAAUAAUCAUGUAUUCUUCGUAUUACUGGUUGAUACACAUUGAUCCCUGUCCCUAAAUUUACAGGCAAGAAGUUGGAAAGUGCAUCAUCGAUGGAUCAGAUAUUCAUAGAGAACAGGUUUGCCUUUUUUUUCGAUUAAGAGAUUUAUCGUUAGUGAAACCUUCUGAAUACAUUCUAUAGCCUGGAUCCAAACAGGCGCUCUAUGAGCCAAGCGAGACGAAAGCCGCCUUUCUUGUGCGGUUAUUUUAGGGUCUGUUUACAUGGAGGUGCGGGACCCCAGAUAGGUGAGGUAACACGUGGCGGGUCACCCCACCUAUAGCGUAAACGUGAUAAAAUUAAUAUGAGAGAUUAUAUAGACAGGCGGGUUACCCCACCUACCUGGGGUCCCCCACCUCCAUGUAAACAGUCCCUUAGUCAGAGAGUCUUAGUACGUAUACCUUUUAUCGCGCGCCACCCGGUUCCGUGAUGCUGCAUCCUCAUGCAUCACGCUCACCCCCUCCCCCCUCCCCCCUCCCCCCGGCCCAUUUUGAUCCAUUUCGAUUAUCUCGGUUGGAAGAGCGUUUGAAUUCUGAGUGGGAGGCCCCGGGCUCAAACCCCGACCGACCGGAACAGCAACCCUCGGUUUGGGCGAUCCCAUCAUUGGGUGGUGACGUCUUUCUUUCUCACGUUAAUUCGAAGGCGACGCAAAACCAUUCUCUUUUUCGAAAAGUGUAAAGAAAGUCUCUCCGUUGAUAUUGUCCACCUCUACUUCUACCAACACAUCACCAGCCACAAGUGACAUAUAUCAUACAUAAAUAGACCGAUAGCGGACGCCAGUGGUGCCACUUUACGCUGACGUCUUAUUGUACUGUUAAUAGAAAGAUUUACAAUCACGUUUACCGCAAACUGCUAAACGUCAAUUUGAACCACGUGACCAAGAUUUAUUCUUAACAUGUCCUUUACACAUGAAAAAGGAGUUUCAUGUCAAGUUCAUGGAUCUAACUUGGAUCUAAGGUGUAAGUUUUGUGGUAAAAUUCAUUAUAAAUCCCUCCGUGAUAUAUCACCUAAAGAAGACACAAAAUGUUGUCUAAUCCGUCACCUUCGAAAUUAUUUGCCAACCUUUUCGUUUACUCUGCAGGAGUCAAGUUGUAACUGUAAUUUUUGUGUCUAAUAUAUGAUAGCAAUACUUUGUUUCGUAUCACUCUGCAGGUAUUUUUGGACCGCUUUGUCGAGCGUGAGAUACAGUCACUGUUGGUCCAUUGCAUUCAUCAAGAAGAAGGAUGUGAUUGGAAAGACGAGCUUAGAAAACGAGAGGUAACAACUAAGCUUCUAUAUGACGUUCAAAUAAGUCAUGAUGUAUACCCACUUCCAGCCCUACUGACAAGGGCGGUCCCAGUCAGGUUAAUCUGUAGCCGUGAAACACUGAAAAGCGGUCACUCGUGAGGCAAAAAAUAUAUUUAAACAUUUUUACCGUACACCUUGUCAUGAAAGUGCCAAGAUUGCUUUAGAAGAUUUUUCGUCUUGUCUUGGGGCUAUUCAUUCUAUUAUGGUGCUAAACAGACCACCUAUCUUUAACUGUUGAGAUAGACCCUCUGUGAUGCCCAUGCUCGUAUCAGCUGGAUUAUCUACGAAAUAUGUAGAGAUGUAGAUAUAAUAGACGAGAUAAAGGAGUUUUCAAUUAGGCCGAAGUAGUUUAGUGUGCAAGAUUUACUCCGUGUUUUGGCGCAGGAAUCUCACCCGCGGGUGUAAGAACAUUAUCGGAGUAAUGAACAAUCUUCAAUUUGGCCAAAGAAGUUUAGGGCGUAUAAUUUAAUCCUUGUUUUGGAACAGGAAUCUUAUCAACGUGUGUCAAAAUAUUAUCAGAGUAAAGCGAUUUCAAAUUUGGCCUAAGUAGUAUAGUUCUUUUUCAACAUGCUAAUGAAGUCUCAGCCAAUACUGAAUAAGAGAAUACAAAACAAAAUUACUGUAAUCGCGCGCGUCUUUCUCUUAUCGGUUUUGGCAACAAAACACUUCCUCUUAGUUCUAGUUAUCCUAGCUGGACAGUUGCCGAUUCUAAAACACAGUUCCUAGCGUAUUGUUUUAAAUUAUCGUUAUUAUUAUCUCGUCCAUUAUUGUCAUAAUUGUCAAUUACGUGUUCUCGUGUGUCAGGAUCACGAGACUGUGUGUGAGUACGUUCAAGUUCCAUGCGUGCAUUCAGGAUGCGGUGAACUGGUGACUAGAUCAAGUCUGGUAGAGCAUCUUGAGAAGUGGUGUCAAUUCAGAAUGGAAAAAUGUGACUACUGCCAAACUCUUGUAGAGUUUGCAUUUUUGAAGGUAACAAUAACCCCCGCAAAAUUUGUUUUUUACCCCUGAGUUGUCGUUAUUCGGGAUACGAUCCUUUUAAUACGUUACUUUAAGCCUUAAAGUAUACUUUGCAACAAUAAAUUUCCUUGUUUUUAUAUACUUCAUGGUAUUAACGUCUUUAAGGACCACUCAUGUUUAAUUUCCCUUUCUUCUGACUCUCAUUGACUUUUUGCACAUUUCUUCAUUCCUCUAACCCGCUAACAACACAAAUCACCAGAAAUCGGUGCCGGUAUUAAGUCUCAUAAACAAGAGAUCUUUUCUUCUUAAUUCAAUACCCAGUCGGCCUGGAUACUUUGUUUACAGUGACCUCUAAACUAGUGACUAUUAAAAUUCAUUACGCACAGGAUCACCAGGACUCUCAGUGUCCCUCCGUCCCUGUGGCUUGCACAGAAUGUGGAAGAAAGGACAUACCUCGUUCUCAGGUGAGCAAACCGAUGUUCACGAGCACCUUCUGCCCAUCAAGCCAACCGAAAACCAGACAACACCAAAAACGGUGCACUUGACUGCUGUACCUGAGUCUAAAUUCAUUCUCUUUCCUGUUCCGAUAGGUUUUUUUUCCUGAUACUCUGUAUUAGCAAGCUCCAGUUCGAAAAAAAAUCCAAAUUCCAAUUUGAUUUGCAUGGAACGCAAGCACUUGUAUAAACGGUUUCUUAAAGGCCCAUGUUCACCCUAGAUGCAUUGCGCGCCCUGUACUCCAGAAAAAACAUUUCGCGUAGUUGAAAAUCGCUGCCUUUAGUGUGUAAAGUCAAUCUUUGUUAAUCUUCUACAGUUCGCUAAAUCUGGUUUAAAAGAAGGUCUCAACAAGUUCUUUUGGUAUUUUUCUUUACAUCUUUUUGGAUAUUUUGGAAUGGUAUCGAGCCUUUUUGUUUCUGUGAGUGUUUGCUUCACUGCAGCACUUUCGAUGGCGGCUCCAUCGAAACGAACGGUUGGAAGCAUGGUUGGAAGACCGCGUCGACGGGCGUCGCCGAAGUACAUUCGUCUCCGUGAAUCCGCUUUUUUUAUCCCUGGAGAGAUGGGAAAGAAACUCUUGGCUGUAAAUUCUACAGACAGCGUGUUUGCCGAGUUCCUUCUACAUCGAAUGUUCAAUUGUAAACCAUAUUGCCUUGUAAACAAAGGUCCCGUUGAAAUCAGUUGAAAGCAAAACAAGCGAGUCAAUCUAACAUGAACAAUGCUUUAUUUAAUUUAACCUAUGAAGCGAGUGAUAUCCUUAACGUAAACUUAUCGUCUGGCGUAUCACGAUUAAAGGCGGCUCUAAAGUAGCGAGAACUCUUAUUAGCAAACCAAUCCUUAGCAAAACCUAAAGAAAGUGUAAUACAGCGAUUACAGCGAUUACAGACUGUAUGCAGUGCUGAUUCGGCGCUUUGCAAACACAACUUCUCGCUUAUUCUUUCGAGAACACAUACCUAAAAGCUUCCUAAGAAUCAACACAAAAUAAUAGAUUGAGGAAUCAAAACAUUUCACAGUCGAAUCGGACUUCAGGAAAACCUCACCUGGUGCUUAGACGUUUCGUAAUUUAUGACCUUCAUUGUGUUCAUCGGACUCAACAAGGCAUCCAUAUGCAUUCACUACCAGUUUAAAUUUUGAGGUGCUUUCUGCGGUGACAUUUAACGAAGUCGGCGAUAUAUCUUCCUCCAUUUGGAAAAGAAUUAAAAGUCUUACUGGCCUCUUUGAUACUGUCUCUCUAAGCUUCGGUCAAGCGUGAAAAAAGCUGCAAUUGUAGUCUCCCUCGCAGUCGUUUUUAGUAUCGUCACGCAACGCUCCUCAAAGUGGAAGCCAAUCAAAACACUGCAUUUGACAAAAGAAUCGUUUCAAAACAAAAACACAAGCGCGCAAAGCCGUUUGGGUGAACAUGGGCCUUUAACGGCUAGCUCCUAGAUGACUCGUGUGUGAAAAAUAUAAAAAUUCACAUUUUACAUUAACUAUACAUAUACGUAUAGUUAUAAUGAAAAAGAAAAAAAACGUUCGAGAUUUAACUUCGCUCGCUAUAUUUAUUACAUCAGAUGCCUGCCCAUAUUGAUCCGGUAAAUGGAGACUGUGAAGAAUUACAAUCAAGUUGUCCAUGGGCACAAAUUGGAUGCCCUGUGUCAAAGGUAUGCAAAUACUUAAGACUACUUAAUGCAAAAGGGCAAUCAUUUGGUAAUCUGUGGGUGGGCUGCGUGUUAAUCAACGCUUCUCAGCGUUAAUACACUAUUUCGUUUUCGUUUUCUUUAGACUAUGAAGCUGCAAGAACGAAGGAAACAUGAGGACGAAAAUGCUUCCGGUCACUUGAUGCUCCUUUUUCGGACCGUAAUGAAGCUCUUCUCGAUGGUUGGUAGGACCAUGCGGGAAUCUGGACACGUGUCAAUGAAUGGCGUAGAUCUACCAAAACAGAAAGAUUUGGAACGCUAUGCUAAACAAGUUGAGAAUAUACUGAAAGAAAAUGAAGAACUCAAAUCAAAACUGGUUCAACAAGAAGAAAGAAUAAGGCAACUGGAAAGUUCUAGACAGAACAGGUCAAACUCAGCAUCGGCAUUUGAUCCAACGUUCGCCAAAGAGCUUUUACAGAGGUUAACUACAGAAGAGGGAAAGACGACCAAUCUCGAGCUUUUGCUCGUUGAAGCAAACAGAUUAAAUGAAGAACUUCAGAGAAAGGUGUCUACCGUAGCCAGGCAACAGGAGUCUUCGAAUGGAACAAUUGAUCGGCUACAAAGACAGUUCGAGUCCAUGAGUCACUCACUAGCACUUCGUAAUGUUAUGCUGACAGAUUUGGACGAAUCUGUGAGGCAACAGGAAGUCUCCAGUCACGAUGGAAUCAUGCUUUGGAAAAUCACCGAGUUCCCUAAAAAACGGCAAGAUGCCGUCUCCGGGCAACAGACGUCAUUUUACAGCCCGUGCUUCUUUACCAGUCGCUAUGGAUACAAGAUGUGUGCGCGCAUCUAUUUAAAUGGUGAUGGUAUUGGAAGAGGGACACACAUCUCGGUAUUCUUUGUUGUCAUGAGAGGUGAGUACGAUGCGUUACUCCGCUGGCCAUUCAGACAGAAGGUAACGUUCAUGCUGCUGGAUCAGAAUAACGUAGAACACGUAAUCGACUCCUUCAGGCCUGAUCCAAACAGCUCAUCCUUCCAGAGACCAAGAAGAGAAACAAACAUCGCUAGUGGGUGCCCUACAUUCUGUCCUUUGUCGGAAUUAAACGAUCAUGCCUACGUCAGAGACGAUACUAUGUUUCUGAAGGUUAUAGUCGAUACGACGGAUUUAUAA